Molecule: messenger RNA, 3510 nt
Organism: Pistacia vera
Lineage: Eukaryota; Viridiplantae; Streptophyta; Magnoliopsida; Sapindales; Anacardiaceae
Product: autophagy-related protein 18f
Exons: 8
Coding region: 461-3220 (919 amino acids)
Biological process (GO): response to starvation; autophagy
Cellular component (GO): cytoplasm
Molecular function (GO): protein binding
Source: RefSeq, a predicted model, not a curated record
UGUACUAUAAAUUUUAUUUUUCUUUCACCAAAUUAAUUUCCCAAUUGAAAAAAAUUCUUUGGUUCUGUAAAUUUUUUUAUUUGUUUGAUUUUUAUCGUGAAUUACAAUACUGAUCAAUUCCCAAUAACUGUAAUAAAGUGUUUAUAUCUUUGAUAUCGUUUCGGUUUUUGCUUCUGGGUAUUAAAGAUUAAAACCAAAAAAUUUUCAACCUCGAAAAAUUGUUUUUGUUUUGUUUUCUCAAAGCAGGGUUUUGUUUCCCCAACUCAAGAAAUUGAAGUGGUUUUGUUUAGAUUCAAAGCUCUUUUUUAUCUGGGUUCUUCCCAAAACCCAAGCAUGAGUGCACUUGCAAUCUAAAAAUUGCAAAUUAGGGCUGUUUCUUUGCACAAAUUAGGGUUUUUUUUUCGCACCUCGAAAAAGUGUGUUUUUUUUUUCCUUAAAAAAAUAGAAACAGCCUGGGGUUAUGCUCAAACAACAAAUUGGUGACAGAGAAAUAAAUUUUGUGUUCUGGGUAUUUGUUCAUUUGAUUGUUGGGCUUGUUUUUGGGAUGAGGAAUAGUAGUAACAGUGAUGGGCUAAAGUCACAAAACCGUGUCGUUUCGCGGUCAGCGAAGAGCCCGUUCCGUGCAAUCUCAAGUUAUUUGAGGAUCGUCUCGUCUGGUGCGUCCACGGUGGCGCGGUCGGCAGCAUCAGUGGCGUCGUCGAUUGUGGAGAAAGUUGAUGAUUCAAGCCAUGACCAGGUGCUUUGGGCCGGGUUUGACAAGUUAGAGGGUGAGGGAGAUGUCACACGGCAAGUUCUCCUUCUGGGUUAUCGUUCUGGUUUCCAGGUCUGGGAUGUUGAAGAAGCAGAUAAUGUGUGUGACCUAGUUUCCAGAUAUGAUGGUCCUGUUUCUUUUAUGCAAAUGCUACCAAGAACAGUAACAUCAGAAAGAUCAAGAGACAAGUAUGCAGAUGCCCGGCCACUUCUGGUAACUUGUUCUGAUGGGUCCCUUUCUGGUGGUACUAACAUUCAGGAUGGGUUAUCAACUAAUGGGACAAUCACAAACUAUCAUGACUCAGGGAAUGGCAGUUUUGAGCCUACUGUUGUUCGUUUUUAUUCCUUGAAAUCCCAAUCUUAUGUACAUGUGCUAAAGUUCAGAUCAGCCAUUUAUGCUGUAAGGAGCAGCUCUAGAGUUGUUGCUAUAUGUCAAGCAGCCCAGAUACACUGCUUUGAUGCUGCAACAUUAGAGAUAGAAUACGCCAUUCUGACAAAUCCCAUAGGUACUGGAUAUCCUACUACUGGAGGUAUAGGCAUUGGACCUCUUGCAGUUGGUCCCAGGUGGCUGGCUUAUAGUGGAAGUCCAGUUGUAGUCUCCAAUUCUGGGCGUGUCAGUCCACAACAUCUAAGUCCUCUGAGUUUUUCUGGCUUUGCAUCAAAUGGAAGCCGGGUUGCUCACUAUGCAAAAGUAUCAAGCAAGCAACUUGCUGCUGGGAUAGUGACCCUAGGAGAUAUAGGAUAUAAGAAGCUGUCAAGAUACUAUUCUGAGCUUCUACCUGAUUCCCAGAAUUCUCUACAAUCAGCGAGUCCUGGCGGGAAGGGCAAUGGAUCUGUUAAUGGUCUUCUGCCAGAUGCAGAUAAUGUUGGAAUGGUCAUUGUCAGAGAUAUUGUCAGUAAAGGUGUUAUUGCACAGUUUAGGGCACACAAGAGUCCUAUUUCAGCAUUAUGCUUUGAUCCUAGUGGGGUUCUUUUAGUGACUGCUUCAGUUCAGGGUCAUAACAUAAAUGUCUUCAAAAUAAUGCCUGGACUCCAAGGAAGCUCCUCUGCAUGUGAUGCUGGUACAUCCUAUGUACAUCUUUACAGGCUGCAACGUGGUAUCACAAAUGCUGUUAUACAGGACAUUAGUUUCAGUAAUGACAGCAACUGGAUUAUGAUUAGUUCCUCUAGGGGUACAAGUCAUUUGUUUGCUAUAAACCCUUCAGGGGGAUCUGUUUAUUUUCAGUCUGCUGAUACUAGUUUUAAUGCAAAACAUAAUGGAUCUGGUUUCAUGACUAAGCCUGGUGUUCGUUGGCCUCCUAAUGCUGGUGUACAAUUGCCUAAUCAACAAAGUCUUUGUGCAUCUGGUCCCCCAGUUACACUUUCUGUUGUUAGUAGAAUAAGAAAUGGAAAUAAUGGUUGGAGAGGUCAUGUAAGUGGUGCUGCAGCAGCUGCAACAGGAAGGAUGAGUUCCCUUUCUGGGGCCAUUGCAUCAUCUUUUCAUAACUGCAAAGGAAAGGGUGGCGUAUAUGCUGGUGGCAGCUCUUCGAAGAUGAAGUACCAUCUGCUGGUUUUCUCUCCCUCUGGGUGUAUGAUACAGUAUGCAUUGCGGGUAUCAGCUGGUUCAGAUGUGAUGACAGGUAUGUCUGGAUUGGGCACUGCUUAUGAUCCAGUUGCAGAUGGUGAUGCUGGAUUAGUAGUUGAGGCCAUCCAGAAGUGGAAUAUAUGUCAGAAGCAGAUUCGAAGGGAGCGAGAAGAUAAUCUGGACAUAUAUGGUGAGAAUGGAGCGUCAGACAGCAAUAAGAUAUACCCUGAAGAAAUGAACGAUGGAAAUUGUCUUCUUACUGAAGCUAGGGGUACAGUUGAGAAAACGAAGGUCAGUCUUGAGGAUAAACACCACAUGUAUAUUUCUGAAGCUGAACUGCAGAUGCAUCCACCUCGUAUUCCAUUGUGGGCAAAACCAGAGGUAUACUUUCAGUCGAUGAUCAUGGAGGACAUUAAAGUGGAGGAUGAAUUGAAAGGGGAAGUUGAAAUUGAAAGGAUUUCUACUCAUAUGAUUGAAGCUAGGUCAAAAAACUUGAUCCCGGUUUUCGACCAUGUUCAGAGUCCCAAACCUCAACAAGCAAGGGUUCCUGGUGUGGAUAACAAUACCAAUGGGAGGCUGCUGCAUCAGAGGUCUGGGCUUUCUGAAUAUGGCAGGCUUUCAUGCAAAAGUAGCUCUGGUUCUCUUGAACCUGUAACUGAUAGUGGGGCUUCAGUGCCUGAUUAUAACAGUGACGCUGGAGAAAAUGGUUGGGAUGGUCCUCGAAUGCCAGUAGAAAAACAGGGCUAUGUAAAUAACAGUGACAGCCUUAAAACCAAUAUGCAGCUUGGGAUUGUAAAUAAUACUGAGAGCUUAAGAAUGGAGUCUCAACUCAAGUUUGUAAAUAAUAACAUUGAAGGCCUGAAAAUGGAGAAUCAUUUUGAAGAAGAAGGUGAUGAGUUUGACUAGAGGUGUGCAGUAAAUUCUUUUAUUCUCCAGGGGGGGCUGAUUAACAGGUGUUAAUAUUAUGGCUGGAAUGUAGACAAAUAUUGAGGCAUAGGGGAGCUUGACUAUAAUGAUCCGGAAUUGUGGAUACUAUGUUGGGCAUCAUCUUCAUCUUUCUGUUGACUCUGUAAAUAACAGAACAAAGAAAAUACAUUACCAAAUAAUCAGUUGUAAUAUGUAAAUAAUAGCAGCACCUUGUAAACUCUUGCUCUCCAUCUGUUAUUAUAUAAUUAUUCAUUCCCAUUCUUGUGCAA